Hipposideros armiger (great roundleaf bat) is the source of this 3034-nucleotide messenger RNA. It is a transcript of the gene LIMK1, whose product is annotated as LIM domain kinase 1. Gene Ontology annotation, cellular component: neuron projection; cytoplasm; nucleus. The record is from RefSeq and is a predicted model, not a curated record. Gene Ontology annotation, molecular function: protein binding; ATP binding; protein serine/threonine kinase activity. The coding region runs from base 1 to 1839 and encodes 612 amino acids. NCBI's taxonomy places the organism in Eukaryota, Metazoa, Chordata, Mammalia, Chiroptera, Hipposideridae. Gene Ontology annotation, biological process: actin cytoskeleton organization; positive regulation of stress fiber assembly; protein phosphorylation. The transcript is spliced from 15 exons.
AUGCUGGCCUCGCCCCUAAGAAGAAGGUGCUUCCUUAGAGGGGCCAAGUGUUGUGAAUGCAGUGCCUCCCUCUCACACCAGUACUAUGAAAAGGAUGGGCAGCUCUUCUGCAAGAAGGACUAUUGGGCCCGCUAUGGCGAAUCUUGUCAUGGGUGCUCGGAGCAUAUCACCAAGGGGCUGGUCAUGGUGGCUGGGGAGCUGAAGUACCACCCCGAGUGCUUCAUCUGCCUCACGUGUGGAACCUUCAUUGGUGACGGGGACACCUACACAUUGGUGGAGCACUCCAAGCUGUACUGCGGGCACUGCUACUACCAGACUGUGGUGACCCCUGUCAUCGAGCAGAUCCUACCUGACUCCCCCGGCUCUCACUUGCCCCACACAGUCACCCUAGUAUCCAUCCCAGCCUCAGCUCAUGGAAAACGUGGCCUCUCGGUCUCCAUCGACCCCCCUCAUGGCCCAUCGGGUUGUGGCACAGAGCACUCCCACACCGUCCGCGUCCAAGGAGUGGACCCAGGCUGUAUGAGCCCGGAUGUGAAGAAUUCCAUCCACGUCGGAGACCGGAUCCUGGAAAUCAAUGGCACACCCAUCCGGAACGUGCCCUUGGAUGAGAUUGAUCUGCUGAUCCAGGAAACCAGCCGCUUGCUCCAGCUGACUCUUGAGCAUGAUCCCCAUGACACACUGGGCCAUGUGCCAGGGCCCGAGCCCAGCCCCCUGUGCUCCCCUGCUCACACUCCCAGUGGGGAGGCGAGCAACUCUGCUCGGCAGAAGCCUGUCCUGAGGAGCUGCAGCAUCGACAGGUCUCCGGCUGGUGGUUCUCUGGGCUCCCCUGCCUCCCAGCGCAAGGACCUAGGGCGCUCCGAGUCCCUCCGUGUGGUCUGCCGACCACACCGCAUCUUCCGGCCAUCGGACCUGAUCCAUGGGGAGGUGUUAGGCAAGGGCUGCUUCGGCCAGGCCAUCAAGGUGACACACCGGGAGACGGGCGAGGUGAUGGUGAUGAAGGAGCUGAUCCGGUUCGACGAGGAGACACAGAGGACGUUUCUCAAGGAGGUGAAGGUCAUGCGAUGCCUGGAGCACCCAAACGUGCUCAAGUUCAUCGGGGUGCUCUACAAGGACAAGAGGCUCAACUUCAUCACCGAGUACAUUAAGGGGGGCACGCUCCGGGGCAUCAUCAAGAGCAUGGACAGCCAGUACCCGUGGAGUCAGAGAGUGAGCUUUGCCAAGGAUAUCGCUUCGGGGAUGGCCUACCUCCACUCCAUGAACAUCAUCCACCGGGACCUCAACUCCCACAACUGCCUGGUGCGUGAGAACAAGAAUGUGGUGGUAGCUGACUUCGGGCUGGCGCGGCUCAUGGUGGAUGAGAAGACGCAGCCCGAGGACCUGCGAAGCCUCAAGAAGCCAGACCGCAGAAAGCGUUACACGGUGGUAGGCAACCCCUACUGGAUGGCACCCGAGAUGAUCAAUGGCUGCAGAUAUGAUGAGAAGGUGGAUGUGUUUUCCUUUGGAAUCGUCCUGUGUGAGAUCAUUGGGCGGGUAAACGCCGACCCCGAUUACCUGCCCCGCACCAUGGACUUCGGCCUCAAUGUUCGAGGAUUCCUGGACCGGUACUGCCCCCCAAACUGCCCCCCAAGCUUUUUCCCCAUUACCGUGCGCUGUUGCGAUCUGGACCCUGAGAAGAGGCCCUCCUUUGUGAAGCUGGAGCAGUGGCUGGAGACCCUCCGCAUGCACUUGGCCGGCCACCUCCCACUGAGCCCACAACUGGAGCAGCUGGACAGGGGCUUCUGGGAGACCUACCGGCGCGGCGAAAGUGGACUGCCUGCCCACCCCGAGGUCCCUGACUGAACCCAGCCCGCCCAGCAGCCCCUGUUCCCGCUCUGGAGAACCCAUCCUGCACCAGGUUCCUUUGCAGGAGGUAGCUGGCUGUGGCGCCCUUAGCGGGCACCGGGCACCCAGAUCCCUCCCCGGCACCAGGCCCUGACUUGCCUUCUACCCUGCGGGCUGCGGCCCCUGCCCUGUCUGCCCCUGGCCCCAGAACUGGCCUGGCUGCACAUACACCAUCACCUUGCCCCACCUUACCUCUGUCUCGGUGGGGCUGCCCCCUCGCUUCUCCUUGCAUGAGCUGGAGGGCCCGUGUGAGUUGUGCCCCAUCCCGCACCCCACCUCCUGGCCGUCCUGCGCACACCCCACCUGUCUGCAGCUCCUCCAAGGCUAAGCUGGAGGACAGCUUCAGGCCAUGCCCUGUCACGGCUGGGUACAUAGGAGGGCGUGUGUCAAGGGAGAGGCCAUAUUCCCAGGAGCCAUAGGGGAGUCUGGGGCCCAUCACCCCCCCCCACCCCACUGUCCCCAGGGGUAGCUAGGUAGUAGCAGGUAUUGAUAACUAUCCAAACCCCCAAAGCAGAGAGGUCUGCUCCUGUGUGGGGAGAUCUGUUUCUGCUUGCUAGGCAACAGCCCUCCUUGCUUUGGGUCUUUUCGUUUCUUUAUUGGAGCCAUUUUAGUGAGAAGCAGGUACCAGGCCUCAGGGUGAAGGUAGGGUCCCUGGGCCAGAGCUGCUGGGAGGAGGAGCAGAGGGAGGGUGGGCAGAGCAGACCAGGCAGGUGUCCACCAGCAACCCAGCCCCCUGAAGUUCAUCUCAGCGCCCCUCCCAGGCCUCUUCCCUAGACUCCCUGCCAAUGGCUGGAGCAGCCCCUGCCCCUCCUCAUGUUCCUCCGUCCUCUGGGUUCUUUCUGUGUAAUCUAUUUUUUAAGAAGAGUUUGUAUUAUUUUUUCAUAUGGCUACAGCAGCAGCUGCUGGGGGCUUGGGAUUUUAUUUUUUUGGCGGGCGGGGGUGGGGAUGCCAUUUCGUCACCUUGCCUCAUUUGAGCAUCUAGAAAGCAUUAAAACUGUGAAGCCUUCUCAGUGCACUUUGAACCUGGAAAACAAUCUAAACAGGCCCACAAGACUGCGACUCAGGGAGGUGGCACAGUCACCUCCAUUCAGGAAUCAUGAUGUCUAAGGAACAAACCGCAGACUCAGAACAAUAAACUCAGUUCUGUACUCCC